AUGUUAAAAAUAUUCAGAAACCUUUCACUCAUUUCAAAGGAUGAAUUUGAUUAUUCUCUUUACUAAUGUACUUCAAGUGAAAAUGGUGAUGUUCCAAUCUCAAAAUACAUGAAACCAAUUAUCGAAUGUUUGAAAGGUUAAGAUCAAAAGAUUUUACCUUUAGAUGCAUUUAAUAAAUUCUACGAUAUCUUAUGUUAAAUACAAUACAACAAAUGGAUCAGUGCCUUAAAAAUUGGCUAUGUCUUGCAUUACUGUUUAGAAAAAUAAUGCAACAUCUUUGUUGAUGCCGUCUGCAAUAAUCAUCUCUAUGAUAAAAUCAAAAAUAAGUAAUAAAAGAAGCCGGAAGAUCCGAUUGCUUAAUUGCAUAUAAAUAUCGUCCAAAACCUCUUUUCGUACCUUUAAAUUAGAUAUGAGAAUUAUCUGUUUUUCCUAAAUGCUCUCUCCGAUUUUGAAGAAAAAGAAGAAUUUCAGAAAACCUUCAUCAUCCACAAAAUCGUAUCUACCAUACAAGUCCUGGUCAAAAUCUACAAAGAUUUAGAUAUUUCUUUAACAAAAUUUCAUAAUAUAGAAGUUACCAAACACAUCUGUGUGCAACUGUUGAAUGAUCUUUACUUUUUCUAUCCUAAAGUCCAAAUUUACCUACAAUCUCAUAUUAAUCAAAUGCUGUAGAUGGAAAGUGAACAAUCAAUUAAAUUAUAUUAAGUCUAUACUGAAACUCUUAGAUUAGGAAGAAGUGUAACAUAAAUGGUGAAGUUGUGUAAUGAAGUUGUGUCAAUCAAAUCCUUUCCUCAACUUGUGCUAUUUACAGUCGAAUAGAAUAUUAAUAGACAAAUUGAGUUACACUUUAAAGAAUAGAAAAGGCAACCUAGUCCAAUCAAAUUUGAUAUUAUUAAAUUUGAUGAUGAGAAUCUCUUUGAAUAAUACAAAGAUGAAUAAAUAAUCAGCACUCCCAAGGUUCUUCAACAAUUUCAAAAAAUGGUUACUUAACUAAAUGAAAAUUAACACGAACCUCAACCAGAUUAAAUUGAAUUUCGAACCUCUUACAAACAUAAGACAGAACGAUAAUAAUAGCAAUUCAAAGCUAGGAAAUGCGAAUCCAAUGAAUAAUCUAUGGUACAAUCUAUUAUCUCAACAUCAGAUAAUUGUUCUAGUGUAAGGAAUAUCUAGUUUAGCCAUCAAAAUAGCUUUAAAAAUGAAUUUUUUAAUCACUCUCAAAGUCCAUUAAAUUUUAUAGAUUUUUCUCAUUAGCAAAAUCAUUAAUAAAAAAAGAAACAAUGA
This is a messenger RNA of Paramecium tetraurelia, 1278 nucleotides long. RefSeq lists its product as uncharacterized. The transcript is spliced from 3 exons. NCBI's taxonomy places the organism in Eukaryota, Ciliophora, Oligohymenophorea, Peniculida, Parameciidae. The record is from RefSeq and is a predicted model, not a curated record.